Messenger RNA from Rangifer tarandus platyrhynchus (Svalbard reindeer), 1356 nucleotides. Lineage: Eukaryota; Metazoa; Chordata; Mammalia; Artiodactyla; Cervidae. The record is from the annotation of a GenBank genome assembly.
AUGUCAGCCAGACUUCUCAGAGCCCUGGCUGGAUCUCACCAUAUUUUGUCAAAAGCAUGUCAGUGCCAAAGACUUAUUCAUCCAAUGUUAAAACCACUUAAGGAAUUUGAGACUGCAGCACGCACAGCCCUGACAAGAAAUCAGAACUUGGAUUUGUUCUUUCCUGAUGCAGCAACUGGUGGUUGGAAUAAGUCUCAGGUCCUGCGGAUGAACCAGAAAAUGUCAAAUACAAAUGUAUUCCCUGCAUUCAAUGCUGUGCGUUGCCAAGAUGAAAAAGCUCACCUUCCAACCAAGAACUCUGUCAGUACUCACAGGAAAGUGACUCACAAACCAAAUCUGCUAGGUUCUAAGUGGUUUAUGAAAAUAUUAAAGAGACAUUCCUCAUCUGUGUCUACGGAAGCAGUUUCUAAACAAGACUUUCCGAAAAUCAAGAGACCACUGAAAGCUUCGAGGACCAGGCAGCCAUCUAGGACCAAUCUUCCAGUUCUGCCUGUGAACGAGGACCUGAUGCAAUGCACUGCGUUUGCAACCGCAGAUGAGUACCAUCUUGGAAGCCUCUCUCAAGAUCUGACGUCCCAUGGAUACGUCGAAGUGACUAGCUUGCCUCGAGAUGCUGCAAACAUUCUGGUGAUGGGUGUGGGAAAUUCUGCAAAAGAAGGUGAUCCUGGAACAAUAUUCUUCUUCAGGGAAGGAGCUGCUGUGUUCUGGAAUGUGAAAGACCAAACUAUGAAGCAUGUGAUGCAAGUUCUAGAAAAACAUGAAAUUCAGCCCUAUGAAAUUGCAUUGGUUCACUGGGAAAAUGAAGAGCUUAACUACACAAAAACAGAGGGGCAGUCAAAACUUCACAGAGGGGAAAUCCGGUUAAAUUCAGAGCUGGAUUUAGAUGACGCCGUUCUGGAGAAAUUUGCUUUCUCAAAUGCCCUUUGCCUCUCAGUGAAACUUGCUAUCUGGGAAGCAUCACUGGAUAAAUUUGUUGAAUCUAUUCAGUCGAUUCCAGAGGCUUUAAAAGCUGGGAAGAAAGUGAAACUAUCUCAUGAAGAAGUUAUGCAGAAAAUGGGUGAACUCUUUGCCCUAAGACACCGUAUAAACUUGAGUUCAGACUUCUUGAUCACCCCUGAUUUCUACUGGGACAGAGAAAAUCUGGAAGAACUUUAUGAUAAAACUUGUCGGUUCCUCAGCAUUACUCGUAGAGUCAAGGUCAUGAAUGAAAAGCUUCAGCACUGCAUGGAGCUGACAGAUCUGAUGCGAAAUCACCUGAAUGAGAAGAGGGCACUCCGCCUGGAAUGGAUGAUUGUCAUCCUUAUUACCAUAGAGGUACUGUUUGAACUGGGACGAGUAUUUUUUCUGAUUAAGUGA